Messenger RNA from Physcomitrium patens, 4686 nucleotides. Its product is annotated as osmosensing histidine protein kinase SLN1. Gene Ontology annotation, molecular function: phosphorelay sensor kinase activity. Gene Ontology annotation, biological process: phosphorylation; phosphorelay signal transduction system. Lineage: Eukaryota; Viridiplantae; Streptophyta; Bryopsida; Funariales; Funariaceae. The record is from RefSeq and is a predicted model, not a curated record.
GAGGCACAACUGGCUGAUCUCUGCGCUUCCGCGAUUUGUUUUGCUCUAAUGUCUGGAGCUCGUGCGAUGUCAAAGCUGGGAUUGUCAAACAUGACGGGUUGCCUACCAACGGACUCCAAGCUAUUGUCGUGGUAGUUUGUUGUGGAAGUUGCUUGGGUCCGGAAUGAAGCAGCCUCAAUUCGUCGUUUGCCUCCCGGGGUUACUGGCACACUCUCUGGGAGUAGCGCUGUACUUUCUGGUCAAUCCGAAGAACACCUGCACUGUUUGUGGAGCGUGUCUUUUGUUGUUUUAGGGUGAGGCCUGCAGGAGGAGAAAGUGUGUUCGGUGUGUUCCGGAGCAGGAGAUGUUGUGGGGUGGAAGUAUUGAGAGUUGAUGAAAUGGGUUUAGGGAUUGCGGGAGUAGAUGCGAGUCUUUCUUGCGCGGGUGGGGAAGAUUUACAAGGUGCAAAGGAAAUGAACAGAUGUGCGAUUGGUUUGAACAAAUGUUUCAAGAUUUCAUUGUGGGGAGAAGUAGGGCUGGGGUCGAUUUGGAGGAGCUAAUGGUAAUCAGGGAGAAGAACAGGGCGUGAAGGAGUUUGAUAAGGACAUGAUGAGUGAAAAUGACGAUGGCAUUUUUCACAAAGAAGGGUCUGUUCGUGAAUUUUGUAGCUAUGUGCCUAUACGUGGGGAUGGGGAGAUUGUCCGGCACUCUUUCCUUAGUGUCUGGCCUGGCUUCUUCACCUAUCUGGGCACCAUCGGGGCUCAUGGUAGCUUUUGUAUUGAUAUAUGGGUAUAAUGUGUGGUUGGGCGGGUUUUUGGGUAGUGUAACAAUCAAUUUCUGGGUCUUUCAUAACCAUGUGCCCCAGCAGUACCUACCUUAUAUUUUUUCGGCUGCUGUUUUUUCAAGCCUUGAAGCUUUGAUUUGUGGGUGGUUGCUGAACCAUCCAUUGAAAUGGAAGGAAGGUCGUGUUCUUUUGCCUCCCCAGGAGAACAGAAAGGGGGCACUCACAGUCGACACUCUUCACGAUGCUAUGUGGCUUUUCAUUGUGGUGCCAUUCGUCAGUUUCAUUUGUGGAUCCUGCAAUGCAUUUUCCCUCUGUAUCUUCGACCUUGUGCACUGGGACAAUUUGUUGUUGGUUUGGCCUACGUGGGUACUGGGAGACCUGUCUGCUAUUCUCUGUGUAGCUCCAUGCAUUCUUCACCUGUGGAAUAUCUUGCAUCCUGACAUGUUGCCAAUCUGGGGUCAACCAAGGAAAUGUACGAAUCGCGUGGAGUUGUCUCACGUGGAUGAAGGGUCUCAACGCAAAACUGAAUCUGAACCUGGGUUGUUUCCACGACGAGGGGUAGAAAGACAGACCAUACUCCGUAGUCUGAACAGUGGGGUAACUUUGUUGCCUUGGAAUGGCUCCGAAAAAUUUCAGGAUAGUUCCGUCAACGGCAGCAGGACCGAAAAUCUGAAUUAUGAGUUCUUUUCUGAUAUCAACUUCCUUGACAGAGAGACUGAUGAUACUGAUAUGGAAAAUGCGAUACAUAAUCGUAGGCCUGCAUCAGUGAAAAGACAUGUCCAUCUUAGUGAAAGAUUAGAUAAUUGGAAAAGCCGUUGGAAUGAAUGGGUCUUGGAAAGAAGACGGAAAUCGUGCGCAGGAGGAGAGAGAUCAGGUUCCCUUCUAAUGGUGGAAGAAAGUAGUUUUUCCAACACAGGAAGUGGAGUCAUCUUUGAUGGGAGAGUCUUGCCCAGGUCUCAGCAAUUUUCAGAUCUGAAUGCUGGACUUCCUCUUAAUCACAAGGCUCCUCAAGUGUGUUCCUUUAAAAGAUUUGUUCUAAAACUGGCAGAGUGCAUAGCUCUUUAUGUGGUUCUUAUUGUUCUCUCGUUGGUUAUAUUUUUUAAUCUGGGAGUUCGCGACACCGACGCUGUGCAAAGACUUUCUUACUUGGUGUUUCCAGUCGUCAUCUGGUCUUCCUUUCGAUUUAAUCGGAUUGGGGUUCCUCUUGCUGUCCUCGUGGUUGCCAUCAUUGCCAGCGCAGGCACAGCUGACCAUAAAGGACCACUAUAUCGUCAAAAUAACAAUCAUUCUCUUUUACAGGUGCAAAUGUUUGUCUGCGUUCUGGCUGUGGUGGCCAUCACUCUAGCUGCAAUUGUACACGACCGGAAAGCAAUGGAAUCACGGCUCAACGAAAUGAACAGCACUCUCGAAUUACAGGUGCGUGCAAGAACUUUGGAAUUGGAACGGGCCAACAGAUCGUUACAAGUAUCCCAGGCUGCUGCCGAGGAGGCUAGUCGAGCCAAAUCUGAGUUUCUCGCAAAUAUGAGUCAUGAAAUCAGGACUCCUAUACAUGGAAUAAUUGGAAUGGCCUCACUGGCCUUGGAGACUGAUCUGACAGAUGAGCAGCGUGAGCAUUUAGAGACAGUAGCACAAUCUGCUGAUUGUUUGCUUCAUAUUGUCAAUGCAAUUUUGGACCUUGCAAAGAUCGAAGCUGGCCGUGUAGAGCUCGAGCGCGUUCAAUUUAGUGUUUUUGACACUGUAGCAUCUACUAUUAAAAUGCUCCAGGUAAGAGCAAAUCAAAAGCAGUUGAGGGUUUCAUGGGAAGUAGAUCCGGAUAUUCCAGCGCAUCUGAUCGGCGAUGCAGGCAGAUUACAGCAAUGUCUCAUCAAUUUAGUUGGCAAUGCAAUCAAGUUCACUCAAGAAGGAUCCGUCUCGCUUACAGCAAAAAUCUACACUGGACCUCCUCUUGAGAGAGCCACAAGUGCUAAUCUCAAAAAGAAAAAUAGUAUGAGCAGAACAUCUACUCCUGAGGAGCUCUCAACGAACGACGGUCACCAUAUUGUGGAUGUUGGUGAAAUUUCUGUGGUUGGAAGAGAUCGUUCCGCGUUUAGUGGUCAAAUAACUGGUGGCAAGGAAGGAAAGCUAGACAUUUGGAGAGACCGUUCUGCAUUUAGUGGUCCAUUAUUGCAAGGUGGUAAGGAAAGGAAGCUGGAGACUGCGAGAGGCUCUGCAUUUAGUGGCCAGUUAUCAGGUGGGAAGAUGGAGAUUAUAAGAGGUGUUGGAUUGAACGGUCAAUUAUCAGACGCAAAAGAAGGGAAGCUGGAAAAGCUUGCUUCACAGACAGAGACUAAGGUAGAUAGAGACAAUAAGGUGACUUUGUUGUUCUCAGUUCAGGACACAGGCAUUGGAAUAAGCAAGGAGAAACAAAAGGAAGUGUUCAAAGCUUUCUCCCAAGCUGACAGCUCAACCACUCGGCUGUAUGGAGGAACAGGCCUGGGUCUGAGCAUUGUAGAGCGGCUAGUGCAAAUGAUGGGUGGCCGUAUAUGGCUUGAAAGCGAGCCAGGGAAAGGGAGCACGUUCUACUUUAUUGCGCAGUUGGAAUCCGUUCCAAGUCAAAGCACGAAUUGUACAAGUGAUGACAAAGUGAAGGGAUUAAAGCGCUUCAAUACAAUUCACAGCUAUGACGAGGGAAAACGUGAAUCUAAAUCAGUAUCGGAAUCGAAUCAAGAAAUUCUGCAAAAUCAAAAACCUCAGGAUCUAGAGUGUCAAAAUUCACCAUCUGGUAGUUCCACUGCUUCCAACAUACCGAAUGGAAUUUCUCCAACGAAAGCAAAUGGUGUUACUUUCAAACAGAUGAAUGGAACUCCUUCUAAACUCAGGCAGGGCAGAUGCAACAGCGUAGCUGCAGGUGGUUUGCAGUCGAUGUCAAUGCAGAACGACAUACCUCUACCCACCAAAUCCUCAAGUUUUCCGAAGAAAUUCACCUUUAAUUCAAAUGAGGCAGAUUCUGAUUCUGAAGUCUCACUUCAAGGCAUGAAGAUCUUGCUCGCAGAAGAUAACCUCGUGAACCAGAAGGUUGCAUGUCAGCAGCUCAAGAAGUUUGGAACACAGGUAGACGUCGUGUGCGAUGGUCAGCAAUGCUUGGAAGCUUUAGAAGGGCGUCGAGACGAUUACGAUCUUAUCCUGAUGGAUGUGCAGAUGCCAGUACUUGAUGGACUGCAAGCAACCAGAAAAAUCAGAGAAAGCGAAAAGCAGCAUAAUUAUGCCCACAAACCCAUCAUCGGCCUCACUGCUCACGCUAUUCAAGGAUACAAAGACAAGUGCUUAAGUGCAGGCAUGGACGCGUAUGCAUGCAAGCCGUUUCAGGCUAGGGAAUUGAUCCAGGUUAUACAAGGCGUCUGCAAGAUGUGGUCUGUCAGGCUAAAUUCAAACGCAGAGGAAGCCAUCCCUAUCGAUGUAGUCGUUGAACAAGUGAAUGACACAUCUGGAGAUCACACCUGAACAUUUUCAAAGUAGAAUGUUUUUUUUUUUUCCCUUUUCUGGUUGAGACAUUGAUUCUCAUGUCUAUUUUUAGAAGGUGUUAUGUUUUCAAUUUUGAAAACUCUAGGUAUUUCAACUGGAAAAGUGCCAGCUGUAAAGAGUUUCUAAGGUCGUGGAGUAGAUGACAUCUAGACAAUACGUGCAUGGGUGUUACAAGUAAAUUAUUAGGCAACCAUCGGAGGACCGCACAGAAGGAUGGGACCAAAACUUCGACAGGUGGUUCCACAAAGUCGCAAAAAUUGAUAUGUGACUACUUCUAACGAUGGCAAUUUCUCAAUGACGUAAGGAUGUUACGCGAAGAGAAUCCUACCAUGUAGAUCAUCUUACAUGAAUUUUUUUGGCCUCUUGUAUAUCAAUGUGCACAUGAAUUCAUAUCUGCAUUUAUUAGUGCAGAAUAUUUUGUA